Myripristis murdjan (pinecone soldierfish) is the source of this 1547-nucleotide messenger RNA. It is a transcript of the gene c1ql2, whose product is annotated as complement component 1, q subcomponent-like 2. The transcript is spliced from 2 exons. Gene Ontology annotation, molecular function: protein binding. The record is from RefSeq and is a predicted model, not a curated record. Bases 1 to 765 code for a protein of 254 amino acids. Lineage: Eukaryota; Metazoa; Chordata; Actinopteri; Holocentriformes; Holocentridae.
AUGGUGUUGGCUCUCAUCAUCGCCAUCCCCCUGCUCGUCCAAACUUCCAAGACCGACGCUCACUACGAGAUGAUGGGCACCUGUCGGAUGAUCUGUGACCCUUACAACCCCAAACCGAGCGCCACGGCUCUGGAAGUCAUGCAGGACCUCAGUGCCAUCCCCUCUCCAUCCUUUGUUCAAGGGACUAAAGGCGAGCCAGGGCGGCCGGGAAAACCCGGUCCGAGGGGACCGCCAGGCGAACCGGGUCCACCCGGUCCGAGAGGACCGCCGGGGGAUAGAGGAGACUCUGGAAAACCGGGGUACCCCGGGGUGACGGCAGGUACAGCCCGGACCGAGACCGGUGGAGAGCUGGGCUCUGCUAUUGGUGGGACCAAGAUAGCGUUUUAUGUGGGUCUCAAAAACCCUCACGAGGGAUACGAGGUGCUGAGGUUCGACGACGUUGUCACGAAUCUGGGGAACCACUACGACCAGACAACCGGCAAGUUCACGUGUCAAGUGUCUGGGAUUUACUACUUCACCUAUCAUGUGCUAAUGCGUGGAGGCGAUGGGACAAGCAUGUGGGCAGACUUAUGCAAAAACGGACAGGUCCGCGCUAGUGCCAUAGCCCAGGACGCCGACCAGAACUAUGACUACGCCAGCAACAGCGUCGUUCUGCAUCUGGACUCCGGGGACGAGAUUUAUGUCAAACUGGACGGCGGCAAGGCGCACGGCGGAAACAACAACAAGUACAGCACGUUUUCCGGUUUCAUUUUGUACCCGGACUAAUGGGAUAUUGACACCCACCCACCCACACGCAUCCCAGGACAGACGUCACAGAAAUAAACUUCAAUGCGCCAACACUGUCUGUUAGACUGACAGAACUGACAGAUGCCACCCUGCAAAAAUGUCCAGGUGGACCAGUUAUUUAGUCUCAUAUCCAGUCUUAAAAUCGUAUUUUUCUUAAAACAAAGGACAUUUUCUUCCAGUGGGAGUUUCACUUUGUGCAGAUUCACCUUUUUCAGGAAUCCCGAGGCAGUGCAGAAUAAGUAAAGUCACUACUUAUACAGGACAUUUUUACAUUUCAAGAACACAACUUGGUUUGCUUUGGAAACAAGUGAAAUGGGUGUACUUGUCACUGUAAUUUCCUGAUUUCCCCAUUGUUUUAAGAAAAAUAACAUUUUAAGACUCGACAAUUGAUCAAAUGCCUUGAUAAGAUGAAUAUUUUUUUGCAGUGCAGGUGUCGUUGCGUUGUCUGUGUUUUCGUGGAGCUGAGGGCCAUGCCAUGAUGACCACACCUGUAUACAGAGGACAUUGCCGUGUGAUGUGAUGCUAUAUUUUGCUUGAAAGUGUGUCUGUGUCUCACCGAAGAUGUAUAUCAAUAAAUAUAUACAUAUAUAUGUACGUAUGUAUAUAUGUAUCCAAAAAGAAACAAUGCUACAAUCAGUGAAACCCAUAUAGGCUAUAGGCUAUAAUUAACUGUCCCUCCAGAGUGUUACAAAAAUGUUUAUAUGUCUUCGUAAUGCAGUAUAAACUACGUUGAUGAAUCAGUUAUUUCAAUAAAUUAUGUU